Messenger RNA from Caenorhabditis angaria, 1135 nucleotides. The record is from the annotation of a GenBank genome assembly. Lineage: Eukaryota; Metazoa; Nematoda; Chromadorea; Rhabditida; Rhabditidae.
AUGAGCCUAACUGGUUUGACAGAAUUUGUUCUUCACGAAAUAUUUUUGUAUCUUGAAGCUGAAGAUUUAUAUUCCCUUCAAAAAAUACAUCCGAAAUUCUACUUUUUGAUUAAAAAAUAUCGUCAUUGGUAUAGGUGAGUAAAUUUCGAUCAAGUUUUUUUUCUAAACAUUUUUGAUUUUUUUGACGGUGAAAUUUUAAGUUUUCUUGCUGAAAAUUCACAGGUCAAAUUUUUUUCAAAAAAAUCUUUAAUUUUUUGUUAUUUUCUCGAACUUCAAGAAUUUUUGAAGAAAAUAUAAUGCUCAAACACUUACAAUCAAUAAAAAUGGCGAAAACUCAACAAGAUUAGAAAUCGACGGUUAUUCAGCUCUCGAUCAGGUGAUUUUAUUUCUAAAUCAAUUUUUGAUAAAUUUUCAAGAUCAACUUUUGUAGGAAGGACAAGUUGUUCGAAAACACUCGAAUCGUAUUAUUCAUGGUUCAAUCAAAGAUAUAUUAAAUCAAAUCAGCCCUGUUUGGUUGAUAACAGAUGAGAAUGAAGAAUUAUGUGAAAUGCAUCAAAAAUGGUGGAAAAAUCCAAAAAAGAUACACAUUCAUCAUAUAUUAAACUAUGAAAAAUAUCUCCAGCAUUUUCAAAACUGUUCAACUCUUAUUCUAAAAGAUGUUCCAACAAUCCAACUAUCAACCAUUUUGAAUCAUAUGGUUACUGUAGCGCAUUUAGAGUAAGUAUUUACAAAUGUCAAGAAAAAAUCAAUUAAAUUUUCAGUUUGAAAGGAAAUGUUGAUUGCACAGAAGAAGAUUUUGAUAAUUUGAUUGCAAAGACAACAAAAUUGAAAUAUUUGUCGAUUGAUGUAUCAAAUACAACAAGAAUCACCAACCAAACAAUUACAAAACUUAUCAAGGUAAAUCAUUUUUUUUUUUGCAAUUUUUCAGUAGUUGUUUUUUCAGCAUACAAAAUUCAAACCAGGUCGAGCAGUUAUAAAUUUUACCAAAAUUUAUUCAACUUUUCAACAACUCAUGGAUACUUUCAACCAAAUCAAUAUUAUUGAUUUGUACAAUUUUCAUCAACAAUGUGUUUUGAUUCGUUUUCCAGACAAUAAUGAGCUUGUUUUGUGCUACGAUGAGCUUGUUCCACGAUAA